UCAGUUGAUCUUCGGCCGCAAAGGCUAGAGGUUGGAAAAUUGUGGGAUCGGUCCGCUAUACUUUUUCGCUAUAUUUCGCCCGCACCUCGGCAGUUCCGUUACGUGAGUGCAUCUCCGUCGUCUGCGCGGCAAUACACGGCAACAAAGUUUCUCGGUUUGUUUUGCGCAGCCUUGUGAAAAGCGUGAUAGAGCCCAGAUACGAAAAAAACCAACUGAUCGCCAGCCAUCAAUCAGGCCAUCAAUCAGUCAAUGCCGCUUGUCGCAAAUUGGAGCUGCUCUCCCUUCUCGGAGAAAGCCAAAGUGGCAACGUGAAACCUGGACAGUGGAUCAGUGGACUCGAAGGGGUCCGAUACCCAAUCCCAGUGGAGUUUGGCGACAUUGUCGGUGUCGGUGGUGUCUGCCUUUUGGCUAAGUCAGUCAGUUCACAAAUAAGUGAAAGUGAAUUUGCUUAUUGUAUAUUUUGCUAUUACCAAAGCGAAAGAGACGCAUAACACCAUUGAGACAACCAACAUCUACAACUGACUGGGCACUGCAAUUCCAUUCAGCCAGAGAGAUAUCCAGGGAGACGGCACAUCUUGUGGAGUUCAAUCAAUGAGGUUCGCUUCAGAACAGCUGGAACCGCAAACGAAAUCAGUAUGCUAAGUGCCAGCUACAUCAUUUUGGCGGUGCUCAUGUGCCACACGGUAAAUGCCAUCGCCCAGGAAGUGGCCAGAACUGUGCCCACCGCGCCCUCGCCCGCCCAUUUUGCGGAACUAUCGCAGGCGGUCCAGGAUCAGUUGGCGGAGCACGAGGAGCGCCAGCGGGAGCGAGUGCGUCGUGGUCACCGCUCCCGGCGAGCAGUGAAACGGGUCUGCUAUGGCGAACUGGGCUGCUUCGAGGAUUCCGGCCCGUUUGCCUAUCUGGAGAUGCUGCCCUCGCCGCCGGAGGAGAUAAACACCAAGUUCUACUUCUACUCCACGCGCCAGCGUUCCGAUCGCCCGCUGAUGGAGCUGUCCUUCCUGAACAUGACCAAUGCCUUUCGUGGCAAGAGGGAAACGGAGAUGAGCACCUCUUCCCCCGAGGGACCAGCCAGUGGCAGGUCAUCGGUUGGCUCGGCCCCAAGUUCCAUGGCCGCUGUGAACGGCACGUUCACCACAGAACGUCCUGGUGGCGGGCAAAAGAAACCGACACCAUCAAUCGAUGACCUCGAGGGAUUCGAUGAGCUGUCCGUGCGGGUUAUUGUCCAUGGAUUCGGUUCGGCCUGCCCGCACGUGUGGAUUUACGAGAUGAAAACAGCUCUGAUGGCGGUGGAGGACUGCAUUGUGAUCUGCGUGGACUGGGAGAAUGGAGCCACCUUUCCCAAUUAUGUAAGAGCGGCGGCCAACACCCGUUUGGUUGGCAAGCAGCUGGCCAUGCUGCUCAGGAAUCUUCAGCAGCACAAGGGUCUCGACCUGAUGCGCACCCACGUCAUUGGAUUCAGUUUGGGGGCUCACGUAUCCGGAUUUGCUGGCGCUGAGCUGCCGGGCCUUUCCCGCAUCACAGGUCUGGAUCCGGCGGGUCCACUUUUUGAGGCCCAGCAUCCGAAGGUGCGACUGGACAGCAACGAUGCGGAGUUCGUGGACGUUAUCCACUCGAAUGGCGAGAAUCUGAUACUGGGCGGUCUGGGCUCGUGGCAACCGAUGGGCCACGUGGACUACUAUCCCAAUGGUGGUCGGGUGCAAACCGGCUGCUCGAAUCUUUUCGUAGGCGCUGUCACCGAUUUCAUAUGGUCUGCCCAGGCUGCAGAGGACGAGGAGGGUCGUUCCUUGUGCAACCACAGACGAGCCUACAAGUUCUUCAUUGACUCGGUGGCGCCACGCUGCCUGUUCCCCGCCUUCCCCUGCGGAAAUUACGAUGACUUCCUCAAGGGCAGAUGCUUUCCCUGUGCCCAGGAUGAUGAGGAUCUGGCCGAGGGUGUUCCCAGGUGCGGCAACAUGGGCUACUAUGCCGAUCGUUCGACGGGCAGGGGUCAGCUGUACCUGCUUACCCGCGAGGAGGAACCCUUCUGUGCCCACCAGUUUCAGCUGCAAAUAUUCAACUCCUUCAACGACCUGCCACUGCGCACCAUUGGUCGCCUGGAGGCGAUCCUCGAGGGAGAUGGUGGUCUCAACGAGACCUUCGAGAUAUCUGAGAAAGACGAUGCGGAGUUUUUCGCCGGCGAUAUAGUGUCCAAGAUUAUUGUGCCACAUCCGGCACUGGGAUUCCCCACCACACUGAGCCUGCACUACAAGUCGUACAGUGGGUGGUUGAGCAAGGGCCUGCCCCACUGGGACAUCGACAAGGUGGUGCUGACGGACAGCUUUGGUCGUAGCCACUCCCUGUGCCGCCCCUCCACCAAACUGAGCAGCGGCAGUCCGGUGCGCCUGCGUCUUCAGGCGGGCAACUGUGAGCUGGACAACCAGGAGGACUACGGGGCGUACACCACCCAACCACCGGCUGCACCACCUGCACAGCAGGCGGGAAAUCCCACGGUGGCAGUGCCCACCGAUGUGCCCGAUUCCAGUGUCCAGGAAUCCGGCUUGGCGGCAUCGGUGGAUGGGGUGGAGAGCGCCAAGCAACGCAAGGACAUCUUCAAUUUGGGCACCAGCUUCAAGUUGGCCCGCAAUCAGACUUAUCCCCUUGACCAGGGCGACGAGCUGCCGUGGCAACCGAUUUUGGUGGGCAACUCGCUGGAUAAUGAGACGGCCGAGGCCGCGGAGUCCAGUCGCAGUCUCUCAGACUCGAUUGCUGGCGAGAUCUUUGAACCGGUGCUCAAGGAUCGCCGGCUGGCGGUGAAUAGGGGGCGGAAUCUGCAGGAUUACGCCACCACCGACAGUCCUGAGAUUCUGGAACCCGUUCUGAAGGCCACCACACCGCGUGUUAAGCAGGGCAAGGAUCUGGAUUUGUCCGAAAGUGAGGUGGCUGCUGGCAUGGUCACAACACUGGGCGCCAUUACAUCCGCCGUAGCGGGCUCCUCCCGCUUGCCCGCCAAGACGAUGGCUCAGGUGGGCACCGGACGUACUCCGGAUCCGGAUGAACCGCAAACCGUCCAGCUGCUGCCAUUCCGACUGGGCGAACUCCUUCAGCGUGCGGAACGUUAUGCCAGGGAGACCCUUCUACCGCUCAUAUCCGUGCAGGCGCCGCGCUUUUUUGGCUUCAAUGUGACGCCCCACGAUCGGGAGCCAGUGCGUCCGGGGGAAUCGCGCAAGCCACGCUAUAUUCCACGCUACGAGGAGUCGGCCUUCCUAAACACCAGUUCGAAUGCCAGGAGGCGAUCGCAGAAGGCCUCGCGCCGCUCGGCAGUGCAGCAGAGAAACCUCUUACGACUUUUGCGAGCGCGAUCCCACGGCCUCGAGGACAGCGAAAGUGGUACGGACGAGCAGCAGGAGGGGCAGCGGGAGCAGCGGAACGAGGUCAACUACUACACCAAUGUGCUGCAAUCGGAAUCGCGGUCCAUGCGGCCCGAGGCACCGGAAUAUAGGCCCGUAUUCAUCGAUCUACCCACCUAUAAGCCGCAAACAGCAGCUGCAUUUUCCACCUCCGCUGCCGUUUCCGCUCCGCUGGCAUCCGCUGCCGUUUCCGUUUCCGGUUCCGGUUCCCUUUCCGCAUCGAGGGCCAGAAGGCGUGGCAGAUCACCAAAGCUAAUUCCCUAAUAUUCAGACACUCAGCUGCCCAAGCUGUCCCGCCAUCGGGGAUGAACACUUUGUGAUAUGCACACCAGAUCGUGGCUAUGGCACGGCUCCAUAACACCCAUCCCACUUCGAUCCUAAUCCCAUCUCAAUCCAAAUCCAGAACACUCAUUCGCAUUGCACCCAUCCCCUCACACUGUAAAUAUUCGAACGAGCAGAGCAAGCGAAGGUACAUAGAUAAUGAAAUGGAAUUUCAAAUCGUGGGAUGUUGCAUCGUAGAAUAAGAUAUUGAAUAUAAGAAAUUAAAUGUGAGAAAUGUAGUUGGUAAGAUAAAGCCUAUUGUCGAGGUAUCUCGACCUUAAGAUACCAGAAUAUAA
This is a messenger RNA of Drosophila erecta, 4003 nucleotides long. RefSeq lists its product as uncharacterized. Lineage: Eukaryota; Metazoa; Arthropoda; Insecta; Diptera; Drosophilidae. The transcript has 7 exons. The coding region runs from base 636 to 3650 and encodes 1004 amino acids. The record is from RefSeq and is a predicted model, not a curated record. Gene Ontology annotation, molecular function: lipase activity. Gene Ontology annotation, biological process: lipid metabolic process.